AUGAGCAGCACCAACACAGGGUAUGCCACUAGCAUGACUAAUACCAGUGCAUCUAGCAGCAGUACUUCUGCCACCACUACCAGCACCACCCAGACUUCUACCACUACGCCGGUUUAUGCGGUAAUCAGUUCCGUCUCAUUGGAAAGUUCCGACGGCGAAGACGAUUUAGCAAAUGCUGUGGCUGCUUAUUUAGCGGAUCUGUUUGCCGUGCCCUUGAGUUGGGUGGUCGUGACUGCAACACUCGACGAUUCCGUAAUCCGGUCUACCAAGUGGGUAUUCAAAUUCGUGAUAGCUGCACCGAUAGAGCAAGCCAAUCAAGCUUUCGAGGUUAUCGAACAGAUCGCUAAUGAUACGACUGCGAAUAAUUUCGAAGCAAAUCUGAAUACAUUCUUCGAGUCGCAAGGCUUGGAGGUGAAUGAAGAAUCGUUGGCAGUCACAGCACCAGAACUUAAGAUUGUUACUGCCACCGUGACAACCGUGAGUGUGUCUGAGACCAGCGCAACGGCGACCGUGUCAACUGUAAGCGUGACUGAGACCAGCAUGACGGUGACCAUCACCCAGACUACUGCCACCGUGACCAGCACCAUCACCGUGACCACUGCCACAAUGACCAGCACCACUACCUGGACCACUGCCACCAUGUCCAGCACCACCACCGUGACCACUGCCACAAUGACCACCGCCACAGAGUCCACCACCGCUACACUGACCACCGGCACUACCAUGUCCAGCAUUGCUACAUUGACUACCGCCACUGAGACCGCCACUGCCACCAAGACCACCUUUUCCGGUACAUCCACCACACCGACAACACAGACGGUAAGAUUUGCGGUAGUUUGGUCUGUGAGUGGCUCUAUGUCGUUUAGUAGCGAUGGCAAGGAAGAGCAGUUGGAGAGUGCGGUGGCGAUUGCAUUGGCUGCAUAUUUCGACGUGCCCUUGAGUAUGGCGACCGUGACUGCUACGAUUGAUCGACGGCUCAUGCCGGGCAGGGAGCUCACAAUCUCGCAAUUGUGGACGGUUGUUCAUCGGAUAAUUGCAGAUGAAGUCACGAUCGGCAGAGUGUAUGAUCAUGCGAUUGAGCUGUCCGACGCUUCCAACGUUACCGCCCUUGGAUAUUUCGACGAGCUUCUGAUGACUGCUUUGUCGAAUGAGGGCGUGGAUAACUCCGAGCCAGUUCAGGUAAUUCACGCAGCGCCCCAGAGGGAGAUGAUCACAGCUUCGACGACGGCGACGGAGGAAUCUGUCCUCCCGACAGCGACGGCGGAGGAGGGUGACGCCGCCCCGACGAUGACGGAGCAGGACCGCGAGGCGGCAGAAGUCAUCGUGGGCAUCACCGUCAGCGUGGGCAUCUUUUUGGGCGCUCUGGCCGCCCUUCUCGUGAGGUACUGCCGGCGGCACAGGAGUCCGCAGCGGGCCCAAGGAGAGGAGCGGCAGGACGUGGUAAUGUCCGCGGAUGACCCCGAGCCCGUGGGCGCCCCAUCGCCCAGCCCGGCAUGUUCGGAGCUUGGCUCAGAUGACGCGUCUGAGCUAUCGAUCUAG
Messenger RNA from Prorocentrum cordatum, 1539 nucleotides. The record is from the annotation of a GenBank genome assembly. Lineage: Eukaryota; Dinophyceae; Prorocentrales; Prorocentraceae.